This is a messenger RNA of Anopheles moucheti, 3282 nucleotides long. It is a transcript of the gene lama, whose product is annotated as putative phospholipase B-like lamina ancestor. Gene Ontology annotation, cellular component: extracellular region. Gene Ontology annotation, biological process: phospholipid catabolic process. The transcript has 4 exons. Bases 859 to 2937 code for a protein of 692 amino acids. The record is from RefSeq and is a predicted model, not a curated record. Lineage: Eukaryota; Metazoa; Arthropoda; Insecta; Diptera; Culicidae. Gene Ontology annotation, molecular function: glycerophospholipase activity.
GUGUUUGUGACAAGAGUUGGCUACAGUAUGGCAGAAGCUGAACCAACUUUUCGCGAAAAAAGGUUCAGAUUGCCGCGAUGAAGAACAGUUACAAUCAUACAUUAACCUUACGGAUCUCACACUCAUCUUCUUUCAAACACCUCACUUUCUCGACCUUCUGCGCCCAUACUAUCUCUUCCAGGGCUCCACGGUGCACGGCCACAACCCAAUCGCCUCACUCCAAUGGGUUGACACGUCUACGACCACACGUGAGUUCGUGCCGCCAGCAGAACGAGCAGAAGUUGUCCACCGUGCAGUGGAGAAGCUGUCGGCCGGAGCGGAGAAGAACCUACCGUCUCCGGAGUAUUUCCAGUGGUUCCGGUAGCAGCGUGCCUCAGCAAUCAUCCAUUCCGCGGCCCACUAGUGUGUGAGGGUGCUUUUCAGUAGACCGACCCAUUUGCAACAUUGCCAACAACCGUCUGGAGUCUGGAGAUAUUGCAUCUUGCAUCCCGGACACUCGCCGAAAUCCACCGCAACCGAUUUCCAAUGAGAGUAGUCCAGUGCGCAAGGUAUCUAACAGCGGCGUCCCACCAGGCAUCCGUCUGCCCGUACGGUGUACCAUCUGUCCGAGAACUGGGGGAACUGUUCUACGCCGUCGCCACCAUUCUGCUGCACCUGUUUGCCGUCCUGCCGCUGAUCAUCGCUGACCUCAACUAUAGCGUACCGAUCGGCUGCUGGCAGCCAUAGAACCGUACUGCUUCCGCGGCCCCCUUUUGGACAGUCCCAGCUACCCGGAACACCGACCGAGGUGAUCGCCGUAAGCGAACAUUCCAUUUUGUGUUGCUGUGUGUCCCGUAUCGCACGGAAACGGCUAACAUCAUGCUGAAGGUUGUUGGAGCAUCCUGGCAUAAGACCCGGAUAGGGUCGUACAUUCUAAUCGGCGCCCUAAUGCUGGCGGUCGCAGCUCUGUUUCUGGCGAGUAUGGAGCGUCCUAGCUACAAGGGAACCUACUGUGCGACGACCUACUGGGCACGGAAUUCCGGCUAUCGUCUGGAAUUCUGGGGCCAGCGUAAUGAUCUCGAUCAGGUGCCGAAGGGUGCGGUCCGUGCGUGCUUCCGUGAUAGCAUUUUGACGAAUGGAUGGUCUCAGCUGGAGCUAGAAUCUCAAUCGUCCUACUCGGAUACGGUCCAAGCGUAUGCGGCCGGCAUCAUGGAAGGUGCACUAACGUGGCACAACAUUUACAUGCAUUGGUUUAACACCAUCGAUGCCGUUUGCUCGAAAGACGAAGAAUCGGAAGAGUUUUGCGAUUGGUUGCGCGGGCUCAUCACCACCAACGUGGACACGGUGAAAAAGAUGGCGGAUAUGAAGGGCAAGCACGAUUACUACUGGUACCAAAUUGCUUUGUUUUACGAUCAACUCGACGGGCUGGAGAUUGGUUUCCGGAAGGGUGUGAAGCGUUCGCGCAUGGAUUACGAAAUUCCGAAGCAGGACUUUUUGCUGAUGAACGCGGCGGUCGAUAUACGCGAUCUGAAGAUCUACUACACGAACUUUUUGAUGGAAAACAGUGGUCUCAAACCGGAUCCGGCGAAGGGUAUUAUGCUGCUGAAGUUGCUGAAACAACCGGACGGUCUAUCGAAGAUCUUCCUUGGUCACACGUCCGACGGUAGCUAUUCGUCGAUGUUGCGCAUGGUAAAGAAGUACACGCUGCGGUACCACUUCUCGACGGACCUGACGCGCCCUGCCACACCGAAGCAGGAGAAUGAGGAGGAGGACCGCUUUGUAGUGCCUGGUACGAACAUUGUUUUUACCGGGUAUCCGGGUGUGCUUGCCUCGCUGGAUGAUUUCUACGUGAUUAACGGACGCCGCCAGCACCGGCUAGUUGCUGCCGGGGUGAAGAUGGAAAACGAGCACGUUAAUCUGUGGCGCAAGAUUGAUCUGGUGCGUUCGGUCUCGCUAGCACCGCGUGUAAUGGCAGCGAAUCGGCUCGGUCACAGUGGUCGCUCGUGGGCUCGUUACUUUGCCCGCAAUCCUUCGACGGGCGUGAAGCAAUGGUUGAUAAUCGAUAUGUCACGUUUUGUCGCCAGCAAUGACAGCGAUAUAGAACUGGUGACGGGUGCACUACCAUCGUCCGACGAGGUGGACCGAUCGGCAGAAGAAAACGAGAUUCCAACCACACUGGAACAGGAUCUGGCUGACAGUGAACACCAGCAGCAGCGCAUUGUCACCAAGAGGAUGGAUGACUAUGUGGACGAUGAUUUCAAGGAGCAAAUAUCUGGUGCACGGCAGGUUCGAAUGGUAACGGUGCCGAAGCUUGCAGAGCCCGUUGAUACGGACGACGCAAAGGAAAAUGCAUUUGGAACGGGAAUGUUUUGGGUGGUGGAUCAACUGCCCGGUCGGCUACACGCAGAAGACAUCACCGAUAAGAUCGUUUCCGAUGGUUAUUGGCUAACCAAUGGGGUACCCUAUUUCAAAGAGGCACUCGAUAUCGGACAGGCAAACACGAACGCUACCAGCACUACCCCGACGGCCAUGGAAAAGAUCCUGCAAAACAUCACAGAUCUGGAGACGCUGGCCAAGUUCUUCCGCCAGUCCGCAUAUCGGGGCGAUUUAGAUCAGGACGAUCCGGCCGCUUUCGGUAACAUCGAUCUGAAACUCUACAUGGAGGCCGCCGAUGGGACAGUACAUUUCCGUGCGUAUUCUGGACCACUUUAUGAUCCUGUACGGAAUACCGGUAGCACCACAGGGCAAGCAGCAAAACGGAGCAUAAUCAAGGCGGAACAACUGCAACACUCGUCUACCGAUCAGAAAUCACAGCAGACCGAUUCGGGCAGCACGGGCACCACCGUUGGCUCUCGUCCAUUUGAUUGGAGCCGAAUUUUACCAUUCGAGGUGCGCCAUCAGGGCCAUCCAGACGUUUGGGACUUUGAGCAUAUUACUCCGGAAUGGGCGUGGAUAUGACUGCGGCAGGACACAGAAUCUGCGGUGCGGCAAUAGACGGACGGUGUGGGAUGUCUUUAGUUUAAUUAGUUACUCAACUGCUCCUCUAAAUCUGAAGGGUUUUCUUAACUCUGCUGUGCAAUAACGUCCUCAAAUCACCAUGUCUUCCGGUAACUUUAUAGACCAAUUUUAAAAAGCCUGUCUAGGGAAUGUUCUGAAAAGCUGUUAACAGUAAAUUUAAAACAAUUAUAGACAAAUGCUACAUAUUGCGCAAAGUUGCUGUUCCUGUUGAUGGCGUUGCGUUAGCUAAACACAUUUUAUAGACCAAUUUUGAAACGAAAGACAAAAGAAAUCAAGAGAAUGGAA